Arachis duranensis is the source of this 2520-nucleotide messenger RNA. RefSeq names its product mitochondrial Rho GTPase 1. Gene Ontology annotation, molecular function: GTPase activity; calcium ion binding; GTP binding. Lineage: Eukaryota; Viridiplantae; Streptophyta; Magnoliopsida; Fabales; Fabaceae. Gene Ontology annotation, cellular component: mitochondrial outer membrane. The record is from RefSeq and is a predicted model, not a curated record. Gene Ontology annotation, biological process: mitochondrion organization.
UGUUAUACUUACUCUGCUGCACUCGGGUGCAAGUCAAGUAACGCGGCCGGUAUCAUAAGUAUUAAGUAUUAACCGUGCAACCGAAAAACCCAUUUACCAGACCCCAGUACUCCUCAACGCAGCGCCUCCAUCUCUUGCCUCUGCAGCCACCUUCUAGCGCCGGUAACGGUUGCUAGGGUUUUCCCCUCUUCUUUCAUUCUUCCCAUAUCAGCAGAAAAAAAGCUUUUUUAGGGUUUUUGAUUCGCUGCAUAUUUUUUCGAUGGCGAAAGCUAAUGCUGGAACAGUGAACCCGCAUGGCCGGAGCGGGGUUCGGAUUGUCGUCGCCGGGGACCAGGGCACUGGAAAAUCGAGCCUGAUUAUCACCGCCGCGGCCGAGAACUUUCCGGUGAAUGUGCCGCGCGUGUUGCCUCCUACGAAGUUGCCCGAAGAUCUGUAUCCGGAUCGCGUGCCCAUAACAAUCAUCGACACCUCUUCCCGUGCAGAGGAUAGUGAUAAAGUUGCUGAAGAAUUGCAGCGGGCUGACACAGUUGUCCUCACUUAUGCAUGUGAUCGGCCUGAGACACUAGAGAAUUUGAGUAUAUUUUGGCUACCCCACCUCCGCAAAUUAGAGGUAAAGGUUCCAGUUAUAGUGGUUGGUUGUAAGCUUGAUUUGAGAGAUGAAAGUCAACAGGUGAGCCUAGAACAGGUGAUGUCACCAAUAAUGCAACAGUUCCGAGAGAUUGAAACCUGCAUUGAGUUCGUUUUCUACUAUGCACAAAAGGCUGUUCUUCAUCCAACAGCCCCAUUAUUUGAUCAGGAGUCACAGACUCUAAAACCUCGAUGUGUGCGAGCGUUGAAGAGAAUCUUUAUUCUCUGUGAUCAUGACAGAGAUGGUGCCCUUAGUGAUGCCGAGUUGAAUGAUUUUCAGGUCAAAUGUUUCAAUGCUCCUUUGCAACCGUCUGAAAUUGGGGGUGUAAAGAAGGUUGUACAAGAAAAGUUGUCUGAAGGCGUGAAUGAACGUGGACUUACAUUGACAGGAUUCCUAUUCCUUCACGCUCUCUUCAUAGAAAAAGGGCGUCUUGAGACAACGUGGACAGUGCUUAGGAAGUUUGGAUAUAAUGAUGAUAUCAAACUUGCUGAUGAUCUAAUUCCCCCUUUGAAAAGGGCUCCUGAUCAGAGCGUGGAGCUGACAAAUGAAGCAAUUGAAUUUUUGAAGUCGAUCUUUGAUGCAUUUGAUGGUGAUGGUGAUGGGAUGUUGCGAUCUCGUGAGCUUGAAGAAUUAUUCUCAACUGCCCCAGAAAGUCCUUGGACUGGAGCUCCGUAUGAGGAUGCUGCGGAGAAAAAUGCUUUUGGAGGACUAUCACUUGAUGCAUUUUUAUCAGAGUGGGCACUUAUGACACUUCUGAACCCAACUUUUAGUGUGGAAAAUUUGAUAUAUAUUGGUUAUACUGGUGAUCCGUCAUCUGCAAUCCGUGUGACAAGGAGGAGGCGUUUAGAUCGCAAGAAGCAACACUCGGAAAGAAAUGUUUUGCAGUGCUUUGUUUUUGGGCCUAGAAAGGCUGGAAAGUCUGCAUUACUGAACUCUUUUAUUUCAAGGCCUUAUGCCGAAAAUUACAGUCCAACCACUGAGGAUAGAUAUGCAGUAAAUGUUGUUGAUAUUUCUAUGGAAAACAAAAAAUAUCUUGUACUGAGAGAGAUUCCGGAAGAUGGAGUUGGAAAGCUUCUGUCCAAUAAAGAGUCUCUAGCCUCAUGUGAUAUAGCAGUUUUUGUUCAUGACAGGUCUGAUGAGUCCUCAUGGAGGACCUCUUCUGAACUCCUUGUUGAAAUUGCUGGUCAUGGAGAAGAUACUGGCUAUGAGGUGCCUUGCCUUAUAGUUGCAGCUAAAGAUGAUUUGGAUUCAUUUCCAAUGGCUAUACAAGAGUCUACUAGGGUUAGUCAGGAUAUGGGAGUAGAGGCUCCUAUUCCAAUCAGUGUGAAGUUAGGCGAUUUCAACAGUUUGUUCCGCCGAAUUGUAACUGCAGCAGAGCAACCUCAUUUAAGCAUUCCAGAAACUGAAGCUGGGAAAAGCCGCAAGCAAUACCAGAGGCUCGUAAAUCGCUCUCUUAUGGUUGUUUCAGUUGGAGCAGCAGUGGUGAUUGUUGGGUUAGCAGCUUAUCGGGUAUAUUCCGCAAGGAAGGUUUCGUCUGGUUAAAAAUGCCAAAGCUUGUGCCAAUAUAUUGCUUUGAUCACCAAAUGCAGCUUGUGUGAUGGUAGCUUUGGCACCUUCCAAUAUUAUGUUGCCUUUUUUAUGGCAUCUGUUGUAGAGUUUGCAAAUCCUCUUUUAAAAAAUCAUAACUUUUUCAAUUUUUCUUUGUUUUACGGUUGAAUUAAGUUAGCAUGAAUGUUAUAUUCAGAUUUAUCUCCAUACAUAUAUUCUUCCUUUUGCUAGUUAGGGCUUCUUAGUUCGUACAAUAAUAUAUACAAUCACUCCAGUUGAUCGCUGGAAACAUCAGAGGAUCCUCUCUGUAUUUUAGAUCGUAAUUAAGAUAAGAUCAUUCUACA